This is a messenger RNA of Morus notabilis, 3714 nucleotides long. Its product is annotated as probable alpha,alpha-trehalose-phosphate synthase [UDP-forming] 7. The coding region runs from base 491 to 3061 and encodes 856 amino acids. Gene Ontology annotation, molecular function: catalytic activity. The record is from RefSeq and is a predicted model, not a curated record. Gene Ontology annotation, biological process: trehalose biosynthetic process. NCBI's taxonomy places the organism in Eukaryota, Viridiplantae, Streptophyta, Magnoliopsida, Rosales, Moraceae. Gene Ontology annotation, cellular component: cytosol. The transcript is spliced from 4 exons.
UUCUUCCCAAACGUAUGUGUUGCUAUUUCUUUACUAUUUUAUAUUUUCCAUUUCCAUAUUGUUCGCCAAAAGGAAGAAGCAUUUGCAUAUUGUAGAGAGAGAAAGGGAGAGAGAGAGAGAGAGAGAGAGAGAGAUUAGAAGUGUCUCUUGGGAGAGGGGAGAGAACCAAAACCAAACCCUAGAUUUCAUUUGCUGCUCAAAACACAAGAUACUUUCCUAUUUUUUUUUUGGUUGCUUUUGAUUUCUCAUUUCUUCUGAUCCGAAACGGCACCGAGGAAAGAUUCGGAUUUUGUUCUCUAGCAGGUUCUUGCUUUGAAAUUAACUGGUUAGUGUUUCCAAUGAUGCUAUUGAUGUGAUCUCCUUUAAGGAUCGUGGACAAUUUUCUCGUCAUUUUGAAGAGAGAAAACAAUCUAGGGUUUUGGUUUAUUGUUAGCUCUGAGAUCUUUGAUUUGGGGUUAAUUCAAAUACCCAUUAGAAAAAGUGGUUAAAAAUGAUGUCCAGAUCGUAUACCAAUCUUUUAGAUCUAGCUUCGGGGAAUUUCCCCAUAAUGAUUCGUGAGAAGAAACGACUUCCGCGUGUAAUGACCGUCCCUGGGAUUAUAUCUGAGCUUGAUGAUGAUCAGGCUAAUAGUGUGUCGUCUGACGUCCCGUCCUCGAUCAUUCAGGACCGAAUAAUCAUUGUUGGUAAUCAACUUCCUGUAAAAGCUAAGCGUCGACCCGACAAUAAAGGUUGGAGUUUUAGUUGGGACGAGGACUCGUUGCUAUUGCAGCUAAAGAGUGGUCUGCCUGAUGAUAUGGAGGUUUUGUAUGUAGGGUCUUUGAGGGUCGAUGUCGAUUUAAAUGAACAGGAUGAUGUUUCACAGCUUUUAUUGGAUAGGUUUAAGUGUGUUCCAGCAUUUUUACCACCCGACAUUUUGUCAAAAUUCUACCAUGGGUUCUGUAAGCAACAUUUGUGGCCACUUUUUCAUUACAUGCUUCCUUACUCGGCAAAUCAUGGAGGACGGUUUGACCGAUCUUUAUGGGAGGCGUAUGUUGCGGCGAAUAAGAUUUUUUCACAAAGGGUGAUUGAGGUUAUAAAUCCAGAAGAUGAUUAUGUUUGGAUUCAUGAUUACCAUUUGAUGGUGUUGCCCACCUUCUUGAGGAGGAGAUUCAAUAGACUCAGGAUGGGGUUUUUUCUUCACAGCCCAUUUCCUUCAUCUGAAAUAUAUAGGACUCUACCUGUGAGGGAAGAGAUACUCAAGGCGCUUUUGAACUCAGACCUCAUUGGUUUCCACACUUUUGAUUAUGCUCGUCAUUUCUUGUCAUGUUGUAGUCGGAUGUUGGGUCUGGAGUAUCAAUCAAAGAGGGGUUAUAUUGGGUUGGAAUAUUAUGGGAGGACGGUUGGGAUUAAGAUCAUGCCUGUUGGGAUCCAUAUGGCGCAGAUUGAGUCAGUUUUGAGACAUGCAGAUAAUGAGUGGAGAACUGAGGAGCUCAAACGGCAGUUUGAAGGUAAGACUGUUUUGCUUGGAGUUGACGAUAUGGACAUCUUUAAAGGUGUCAAUUUGAAGCUGUUGGCAAUGGAACAGAUGCUGAAGCAGCAUCCGAAGUGGCAGGGGAGGGCAGUUUUGGUUCAAAUUGCAAAUCCUGCUAGGGGUAGAGGGAAAGACCUCGAGGAAAUACAGGCUGAAAUACAGGCAAGCGUCAAGAGAAUCAGUGAAAACUUUGGCAGACCAGGUUAUGAACCAAUUGUUUUCAUUGAUAGACCAGUCUCUCUCAGUGAAAGAGCUGCAUAUUACGCAAUUGCUGAAUGUGUUGUGGUCGCAGCGGUAAGGGACGGAAUGAAUCUUACCCCCUAUGAGUACAUUGUAUGUAGGCAAGGAGUCUCCAGUUCAGAUUCUAAUCCUGAGGUCAGUGGCCCGAAGAAGAGCAUGCUGGUAGUGUCAGAGUUCAUUGGAUGUUCCCCUUCCCUGAGCGGUGCAAUUCGGGUUAACCCAUGGAAUAUUGAAGCAACUGCUGAAGCAAUGAACGAGGCAAUUUCUAUGGCUGGUGCUGAGAAGCAAUUGCGCCAUGAAAAGCAUUAUAGGUAUGUCAGCACACAUGAUGUGGCGUACUGGGCCAAAAGCUUUUUCCAAGAUAUGGAACGAUCAUGUAAAGACCAUUUCAGAAGACGUUGCUGGGGAAUUGGUUUGAGCUUUGGGUUCAGGGUUGUGGCUCUUGAUCCCAACUUUAGAAAGUUGUCAAUUGAUGCCAUUGUCUCUGCAUAUUCGAGAUCUAAAAACAGGGCUAUACUGUUGGAUUAUGACGGUACCUUAGUGCCUCAAACAUCUAUCAAUAAGGCCCCGAGUCAGGCAGUUUUUUCCAUCAUAAAUAUGCUUUGCGCUGAUGCUAAAAACUCCGUUUUUAUGGUUAGUGGGAGGGGAAGAGACAGCUUGGCCAAUUGGUUUUCUCCUUGCAAAAAACUUGGGAUUGCUGCCGAACAUGGUUACUAUGUGAGGUGGUCCGCUGAAGAGGAUUGGGAAGUUUGCGGGCAGGGUAAUGACUUUGGAUGGAUACAGAUAGCUGAGCCAGUUAUGAAACUGUACACAGAAGCCACAGAUGGUUCUUCCAUUGAAAGGAAGGAGAGUGCGAUAGUUUGGCACCAUCGUGAUGCAGACCCAAGUUUUGGGUCCUGCCAAGCUAAGGAGAUGUUGGACCAUCUAGAAAGUGUUCUGGCAAAUGAGCCAGUUGCCGUAAAAAGUGGUCAGUUUAUCGUAGAAGUAAAGCCACAGGGAGUCAGUAAAGGCGUGGUUGCGGAAAAGAUUUUCACAACAAUGGCUGAGAGUGGAAGGCAGGCUGAUUUUGUACUGUGUAUUGGUGACGACAGAUCUGAUGAGGACAUGUUCGAGAUUAUUGGCAGUACUUUGUCAAGUGGCAUCCUUUCCUCUAGCACAUCUGUCUUUGCUUGCACUGUUGGACAGAAACCAAGUAAAGCCAAAUACUACUUGGAUGAUGCAUCUGAAGUCAUGAACAUGCUUGAAGCUCUUGCAGAAGCGUCGGAUCCCGAACCUUCCCCAGAAUCUGGAUCGCCAAGUUCUUCUCCUUGAAAUCUUCUUCCCUCCACGGCUUUCAGAAAACACAAGGAAGACCCUUUCUUUUGUUUUAGCCGUGUCUGGAAGUGGCGUUGGUGGAGAUAUUCGACGACUUUUUGCCUGAUUUGUGGACAUUCUGGGAAGCAAAGAGAACUAUGGAACCUUUUCUGUGAUAAAACGGUCGUCAUAAUUCGUUGGGUGUUUCGGCAUUUGCUCCAAGAUAAACAGUUACCUGAAGAGGUUAAUGACACCUAUGAACUUUAUUUGCAAAAAACUGACUUGGAAUUGGGAAGGAACACAAUAUCCCCUAGUAAUAUUUGCACCAUUUAUACUUAAAAGACAACCAAGUCUGCCGAUUGGUGAAAUAGUCAAGUCUUGACAUGGGCAGAGCAACUGUGGUUUAGAAUCCAGCAGGAGAGAGUUUUAACUUUUUAACAGUUGGAAGAUGAGAUGCUGGUAGUAGCAAAGCAAGCUCUGUUGGUAAGGUAGAUUUCUAUUGGAAAGGAACAGUAUACUUUUUUUUUUCUUUUGUUUUUUUUUUUUUUUAAUAAUUAUUGGCUUGAAUGUGCUUUGCCAUUUGUUCUCAGAUCGAUUCCUUUGCUUAUUGAAUCUGUAAAUUAUAUAGCGAAAUUUGCAAUUUAGCUUUUAAUGCCAUUACUUUUUUGUAC